GCAUUUCUCCUCUAUCUAUCUCUGCCGGUAGUGUCCGUAUGACUCCACAUCGACGCAUGUCGCAUUUCUAAUAGAGGAAACCUUGGACAUCCCUAGAAAUUUAUCUUUUUUCUCAAGAAACAAACGGAAAACCCUAGCCCUCGCAAAGGUUCAAACUAAUCUUCAAUGGCGGUUUCAGAGGAAGAGUGUUCCUCCGCCAAGUCCCGAUCGUCUUCGUCCGCGUCUAGCAGCAGCACUCACUACCUCGCAAAGUGCGUCCUCCGAGGAAGCGUCGUCCUCCAGGUCCUCUACGGUCACAUCCGCUCCCCAACCUUCCUCGACGUCGUUUUCGGCAAGGAGACAUCCAUAGAGUUGGUAAUCAUUGGUGAAGAUGGAAGUGUACAAUCUGUAUGUGAGCAGCCUGUAUUUGGCACAAUUAAAGAUAUUGCCAUCCUACCCUGGAAUGAGAAGUUCCACGUACGAAACCCACAGAUGCUGGGUAAAGACCUUGUGGUUGUUAUUUCUGAUUCGGGGAACCUCUCAUUUCUCACAUUUUGCAAUGAAAUGCACAGGUUUCUCCCGCUAACACAUGUUCAACUUUCCAAUCCUGGAAACUCAAGGCAUCAGCCUGGAAGAAUGUUGGCUGUUGAUUCCAGUGGCUGUUUCAUUGCUGCUAGUGCAUAUGAAGAUCGGUUGGCUCUGUUUUCCGUUUCAAUGUAUAAUGACACUGAUAUCAUUGAUAAGAGAAUAAUUUACCCUCCUGAAAAUGAAGGGGAUGCAAGUGUUUCCAGAAGCAUCCAGAAAAACAGUAUACGGGGUACCAUAUGGAGCGCAUGCUUUAUUUCACAAGAUUCCUGUCAACCAAGUAAGGGGCAUAAUCCUGUACUAGCCAUUCUUCUAAAUAGGCGGGGAGCAGAUGGGAAUGUACUUCUGUUAUUGGGAUGGAAUAUCAGAGAAUGUGCUAUAUCUGUUAUCUCUGAGUAUACGGAACCUGGACCCUUGGCGCAUAAUAUUGUUGAAGUUCCACACUGUAAUGGGUUUGCCUUUAUGUUCAGGGUUGGUGAUGCUCUCUUAAUGGAUCUUAGAGAUCCGCACAAUCCCUGCUGUCAAUCUCGAACAAGCUUAAAUUUUUUACCUAUUGCGGUUGAUGAGCAUGAUUUUGUUGAGGAAUCGUGUAGAGUACAUGAUGUUGAUGAUGAAGGUUUAUUUAAUGUUGCUGCAUGUGCUUUGCUGGAGUUGAGGAGGGAUUAUGAUCCUAUGUGUAUAGAUGGUGAGAGUGCAAAUGUGGGUUCAGCCUGCAAACAUGUAUGCUCGUGGAGUUGGGAACCAGAACAUCAUAAAAAUCCAAGGAUGAUUUUUUGUGUGGAUAGUGGAGAAUUUUUUAUGAUUGAAAUUUCGUUUGAUUCUGAUGGCCCUAAAGUUAAUCUAUCAGAAUGCCUUUAUAAAGGUCUACCAUGCAAGGAACUUUUGUGGGUUCAAGGCAGAUAUCUGAUUGCAGUUGUGGAGAUGGGGGAUGGGAUGGUCCUCACACUGGAGAAUGGAAGACUGCAUUACACAAGUACUAUUCAAAACAUUGCACCAAUAUUAGAUAUGUCAGUUGUGGAUUACCAUGAUGAGAAACAUGAUCAAAUGUUUGCCUGCUGUGGAGUGGCACCAGAGGGAUCGUUAAGGAUUAUUCGCAGUGGUAUUAGUGUAGAAAAAUUGUUGAAGACUGCUCCUAUUUAUCAAGGCAUAACUGGUACUUGGACAGUUCGAAUGAAAGUAAUUGAUUCUUAUCAUUCUUUUCUUGUGCUAUCAUUUGUUGAAGAGACCAGGGUACUAUCGGUUGGCUUAAGUUUUACUGAUGUGACUGAUUCAAUUGGUUUCCAGCCUGAUGUCUGUACUUUAGCAUGUGGCCUUGUAAGUGAUGGUUUGCUUGUCCAGAUUCACCAAAAUGCUGUCAGGCUUUGUUUACCUACCAAGGUUGCUCAUUCUGAGGGCAUCCCUUUGUCCUAUCCAGUUUUCACAUCUUGGUUCCCAGACAAUAUGAGUAUUAGUUUGGGGGCAGUUGGACAUAAUAUGGUGGUUGUUUCUACCUCUAAUCCAUGCAUUUUAUUUAUCCUUGGGAUCAGAUUUCUAUCAGCUUAUAAUUACGAAAUAUAUGAAAUGCAACGUCUGAGUCGGGAAAAUGAAUUAUCAUGCAUUUCAAUACCUCAAAAACAUUUUGAGCAAAAACAAUCAAGUUCUUCCAUCAAUCUGAUAAAUAAUAGCCGUGUGGAUGCCUAUCCAGUUGGACUUGACAUUGGUAAAACCUUUGUUAUUGGGACACAUAGGCCUUCAGUAGAAAUCUUGUCCUUUAUACCGAAUAAAGGCUUACGAGUCCUUGCUUUAGGGAUGAUUUCAUUAACAAAUACCAUGGGAACUGCUAUAAGUGGCUGCAUUCCUCAAGAUGUAAGGCUUGUAUCAGUUGAUAGGCUUUAUAUACUCUCUGGUUUGAGGAAUGGAAUGCUGCUCCGGUUCGAGUGGCCUGAUGCCUCCAAAGUGUCUUCAUCAGAAAAUACAUAUGCUGCCUUAUCAGGAGUGCCAACUUCUUGUAGCCCACGUCUGUGCGAGGCUAAUCUAUUGAAGACAGGCGACUUAGCUGUUAAUCUUCAGUUGAUUGCCAUUCGUCGCAUUGGCAUCACUCCUGUUUUCCUCGUUCCACUGAGUGAUUCACUUGAUGCAGAUUUAAUUGCUCUUAGUGACAGACCUUGGUUGUUGCAUACUGCAAGGCACAGCCUCUCUUAUACAUCCAUCUCAUUUCAACCUUCAACACAUGUGACCCCUGUAUGUUCUGUGGAAUGUCCAAAAGGAGUCUUAUUUGUUGCAGAGAACAGUCUACAUUUGGCGGAGAUGGUGCAUAGUAAGAGGCUGAAUGUGCAGAAAUUUCAUCUUGGAGGCACUCCACGGAAGGUCUUAUAUCAUAGUGAAAGCAGGCUAUUACUUGUAAUGAGAACUGAAUUGAGCAAUGAUAUGUAUUCAUCCGACAUAUGUUGUGUGGAUCCCCUUAGUGGGUCGGUCCUAUCAUCUUUUAAACUUGAACUUGGAGAAACAGCAAAAUCCAUGGACUUGGUGAGGGUUGGAAGUGAACAGGUCCUGGUGGUUGGGACUAGUCUGUCUUCCGGUCCAGCCAUAAUGCCUAGUGGUGAAGCUGAGAGUACCAAGGGCCGUCUUAUUGUCCUCUGCUUUGAACAUGUGCAAAAUUCAGAUAGUGGUUCAAUAACAUUCUGUUCAAAGGCAGGGUCAGCUUCUCAACGAACUUCACCAUUUUGUGAAGUUGUUGGGUAUGCCACAGAACAGCUAUCAAGCAGCAGUCUCUGCAGCAGCCCAGAUGAUACUAGCUGUGAUGGAGUCAAACUUGAAGAGACUGAAGCAUGGCAAUUGCGCUUAGCUUAUUCAACUACAUGGCAGGGAAUGGUCCUUGCAAUAUGUCCUUAUCUUGAUCGUUACUUCUUGGCAUCUGCCGGUAAUAGUUUUUUUGUAUGCGGUUUUCCAAGUGACAAUCCUCAAAGGAUGAAACGGUUUGCUGGAGGAAGGACACGAUUUAUGAUAACAUCUUUGACUUCAUAUUUUACUAGAAUUGCUGUUGGUGAUUGCCGUGAUGGUAUCCUUUUCUAUUCUUACCAUGAGGAUUCCAAAAAACUGGAGCAUCUGUAUUCUGACCCAUCACAGAGGUUAGUUGCUGAUUGUAUCCUUAUGGAUGUUGACACUGCUGUUGUUUCGGAUCGUAAAGGAAGCAUUGCGGUUCUGUCAUCUUCAGAUCGUUUAGAAAAUAAUGGAAGUCCAGAAUGCAACUUGACUCUUAGCUCUGCUUAUUAUAUGGGUGACAUAGCAAUGAGCAUCAGGAAGGGGUCAUAUUUAUAUAAACUUCCAACUGAUGACGUGCUGAAUGGUAUUGACUUGUCACACAACACUAUCAUCGCCGGUACACUAUUAGGAAGCAUUAUAAUCUUUAUUCCCAUAUCAAGGGAAGAACAUGAGCUCUUAGAAGCAGUCCAAGCUAGACUUGUGGUUUAUUCAUUGACUGCUCCAGUUCUAGGAAAUGAUCAUAAUGACUUCCGUAGCCGUGAAAACCCGGUUGGGGUACCUAAAAUACUCGAUGGUGACAUGCUGACUCAGUUCUUGGAGCUUACAAGUUUGCAGCAAGAGGACAUAUUGUCGUUACCUCUUGGUUUAUUGGAUACUGUAAAAUCAACCUCCAAACCACAUUUAUCUUCAGCUAUCCCUGUAAAUCAGGUGGUGCAACUCCUUGAACGAGUUCAUUAUGCAUUGAACUAAAUGCAUCUUCUCUUCUUCUCUCCAAUCGUUAAUCAUGAGAUGGAUUUUCAUUUGCAAUACCAAAUGUUUAUGGCGGUAUCUUCA
Messenger RNA from Alnus glutinosa, 4359 nucleotides. RefSeq lists its product as uncharacterized. The record is from RefSeq and is a predicted model, not a curated record. Gene Ontology annotation, biological process: mRNA splicing, via spliceosome. The transcript has 15 exons. Gene Ontology annotation, molecular function: U2 snRNA binding; protein binding. Gene Ontology annotation, cellular component: nucleus; U2 snRNP. Bases 166 to 4275 code for a protein of 1369 amino acids. NCBI's taxonomy places the organism in Eukaryota, Viridiplantae, Streptophyta, Magnoliopsida, Fagales, Betulaceae.